This is a messenger RNA of Gracilinanus agilis (Agile Gracile Mouse Opossum), 1065 nucleotides long. RefSeq names its product CDC42 small effector 2 (gene CDC42SE2). Gene Ontology annotation, molecular function: small GTPase binding. Gene Ontology annotation, cellular component: plasma membrane. The record is from RefSeq and is a predicted model, not a curated record. Bases 732 to 986 code for a protein of 84 amino acids. Gene Ontology annotation, biological process: regulation of Rho protein signal transduction. The transcript has 6 exons. Lineage: Eukaryota; Metazoa; Chordata; Mammalia; Didelphimorphia; Didelphidae.
UCACUAUUUUCUGAGCCCUAGGGAGGGGACUGCGGAAGGGAGGAGACUAGGAAGCGGGUGGAGGGGAAUUUGGAGAGAGGGGGCAGUGCUGAAAGCACUGUAGAAACAUCGGAGGAGAAGCAGCAGCAGCAGCAACAGCAACAGCAACAGCAAAAGCAAACCAGGAGAGAAAGGGAAGGGAAGAAAGGAGCUCAGACAAAGGAGAAUACCCGCUAGAAAACUGGGGAAAAACUAUAAAACUAUGUUCUGUUCCACAAUGGGCCAGAAAGGAGAUAAGCCUUAGUUGGAAGAAUCAAGGGAAAAAAUCCCUAGGACCAAUGGAAGAAUAGAAAGAAGGUAUGAGGAACCACCUGGGACUGAAAAGUGUUGCCUGGGGCUUAUCAGCAAAAGUUCCUGAUCAACACAAGUGGCAAAACUCCACCUCCACUGCCAACUGGUGGGAAAAAGGAAAUAAUUUAUAUCCCUGGAACAAAACAUCUCUUUUUUUAAAAUACUUUGCUGGUGAUCCAGAAAUAAGAUUCUUUGGAAACAGAAGCAGAGACAGAAAAAAACCUUUAACUUUCUUUAUCCAAAUGCCUGCAUGAGAAACCUGAGUUAUAGGAAAAGAAAAAAAAGUCAUCUUUUCAGGAUAAGAUUAUACAUUUAUUGGGCUGAGAACAAUUCUUUGUGAAGUUUCUGGAGCUGACUUGAAAACUUCAGUGAUAACUUUCUUUGCACUUUGGAUCGUAAGCAUGAGUGAGUUCUGGUUGUGUUUCAAUUGCUGUAUUGCAGAGCAGCCUCAGCCUAAAAGGAGACGGAGGAUUGACCGAAGCAUGAUAGGCGAGCCAACAAACUUUGUUCACACAGCCCAUGUAGGAUCAGGUGACCUCUUCAGUGGAAUGAAUUCAGUUAGCUCCAUACAGAACCAAAUGCAGUCCAAAGGAGGCUAUGGUGGUGGAAUGUCUUCAAAUGUCCAAAUGCAGCUUGUAGAUACAAAGGCAGGAUAACCUUGGGAGCCCUUCUAGUUCAUGUGAAUUUCCAUAUCUAUUCUACUGUUUUGGUUUUUUUAAUUUGGAGAUUUUUAGU